Protomyces lactucae-debilis is the source of this 1181-nucleotide messenger RNA. RefSeq lists its product as uncharacterized. The transcript has a single exon. Gene Ontology annotation, biological process: proteolysis. NCBI's taxonomy places the organism in Eukaryota, Fungi, Ascomycota, Taphrinomycetes, Taphrinales, Protomycetaceae. Bases 116 to 931 code for a protein of 271 amino acids. The record is from RefSeq and is a predicted model, not a curated record.
UUUUCGCCUACUGACCUCGAAUUGUGGCGUAAAAAGUAGAUGGAGCAGAGUUGAAGAGCAAACACGCUGCACACCCUUCGAACUCAGUCUUGUCCGUCCAGCUAAAGAGAGAAACAUGGCUCCUACACUGCCAGAAGACAGCUCAUCAAAGACUUUCAAUGUCCUCCUUACUGGAUUUGGACCUUUUGCUUCCGCCAAAGAAAGUAAUCCUUCAUGGGAAGCUGUCAAACUGCUCGCACAGCGUGGACGUGACUUUGAUGUCCUUGUCAACCAUUGUGCAUCUCCUGGACCUGCCUCUAAGACUGUACAGGAAAGAAGACGCGUGCAUCUAGAUAUCGUCUUCAUGCCAACCGUUUUUGACACAGUCAUGGAGAAGAUACCCAUCUUUCAUGGUCGUCUCAAUGCAUCGCCUGCUGCACAAGACGAUCAGGACAGGCAAGAUCAAUUUGAUCCUACAAGACACUAUGACUUGUAUCUACACGUCGGACAAGGUCGUCCAGGUGGUGUGAAACUGGAAACGCGUGCACAUCACAAGGGUUACAAAAAGGAAGAUGUUCUUGGCAAGCUACCGCCAUUCAUUGUAGGUGACCAUGCAGGCGAGCGUGGGUACCCUCUCGCUCAAGAGCUAGAGUUGACUUUGGACGGCUGCUUGGAAACUCAAAUUGAUGGUGUUGCGCUAGCUGAACGCCUCGCACACAACCAUGAAGGUAUCAGCAUAUCAACGAGCCAGGAUGCUGGCCACUAUCUGUGCGACUUCAUUUACUUUGCAUCCCUGGCUGAAGCAGCACUCGCUGCACGUCGCUCACGAGACACGGCGAAAGCUGCCAAGGUUCUGUUCGUACAUGUAUCACCGCUGGCUGAUCCCAUGUCACUAGAACAAAUGGCAGAUGUGCUCUAUAGUCUCAUCACAGCGAUCUGCGAAUCAGCGUAGUGGUAAUGGAUAAUGCCAGGGAUGCUCAUAUGCUAUGCCUACAGACGCCUCACGGCUCUGGCGCGAACACCACCAAACUUGAGGGGUGUUGCGUCAAUCACCUUUGUGAUGAGACCACGGUAGUAAUCACCUUCUUGACCAGCGAGUGCCUUCAUGACAGCUUCGCGACCGAGUCCGAAUUCUUUGAUGACCAGCUCAAUUUCACGCGGCUUGAAGGGUGCUUUCCGCUUCUUGGCGGCAGUCUUUUGAA